Messenger RNA from Juglans microcarpa x Juglans regia, 3391 nucleotides. RefSeq names its product leucine-rich repeat receptor protein kinase HPCA1-like. Gene Ontology annotation, biological process: protein phosphorylation. Gene Ontology annotation, molecular function: protein binding; protein kinase activity; ATP binding. Bases 340 to 3228 code for a protein of 962 amino acids. The record is from RefSeq and is a predicted model, not a curated record. NCBI's taxonomy places the organism in Eukaryota, Viridiplantae, Streptophyta, Magnoliopsida, Fagales, Juglandaceae. The transcript has 19 exons.
GUAUUAAUGGCAUUGGGUGAGUACUGGAGACUAGUGGGAUGCAGGCAAGUUUGGCUUCAAAGACAAGAAAAAUCAAUUCACACAAGAAGACCAAAAGUGCCUUUUUUUCUCUCUCCUUCCUGCGGCUGACCUCUCAUUUUCUUAUAGCCAGUAGCCACUGUCACCUUCCUCAGCCAUUCAAGCAAGUGCUAUGUGGUUCUUUAAGACGAUUCGAAGAAGAAGAAGAAGUAUUUUCCUCUCUUUUUUGUCAUAGCUAUUCAGUGCUAAAUUACUGAUAACAGUCUGUAGAGAGAGAGAGAGAGAGAGAGAUCAGAGUGUUUUUCAGAAAGCUAGUCACCAAUGGCGGGUAUCCGGUUGCUGCUCUUUCUGGCUUUGUUCUCUUCAGGAAUUCUGGUUAUUUCCUCACUUACAGAUUCUCAUGAUGCCGCUGCACUCCAAUCCCUGAAGGACAUGUGGAAAAAUACACCACCAAGCUGGGGACAUUCAGAAGACCCUUGUGGAACACCUUGGGAAGGAGUAAUAUGCAACGAUACUAGGGUUACUGCUUUGGGAUUAUCCACAAUGGGUCUAGAAGGGAAACUUAGUGGUGACAUUGAAGAACUUACUGAAUUGAGAUCCUUGGACCUGUCAUUUAACCGAGGGCUUACAGGUUCUCUCUCUCCUCGCCUAGGGGAUUUGCAAAAGCUUAAUAUCUUAAUCCUAGCAGGCUGCAGCUUCAGUGGUGAAAUUCCUGAUGAGUUGGGCAAUCUUUCAGAGCUUUCCUUCCUGGCUCUCAAUUCAAACAACUUAACUGGUAAAAUACCCCCGUCUUUGGGUAAACUCUCCAAACUCUACUGGCUGGACCUGGCGGAUAACCAGUUGAUAGGACCCCUCCCCAUAUCAACCUCCUCUACCCCAGGCUUGGACCUCCUUCUGAAGGCUAAACAUUUCCAUUUCAACAAGAACCAGCUUUCAGGUUCCAUUCCGGCCAAACUUUUCAGCUCUAAGAUGGUACUGAUACACAUAUUAUUUGAUGGAAAUAAACUUUCUGGAAGUAUCCCAUCAACCUUAGGGCUCGUACAGACUGUUGAGGUUCUUCGACUUGACAGAAAUGCUAUUACAGGAAAGGUCCCAUCUAAUCUCGGCAACCUUACAAGCCUCAAUGAAUUGAAUUUAGCCCAUAAUAAUCUGGUAGGCGCUUUACCAGAUUUAACUCAAUUGACGGACCUCAAUUAUGUGGACCUUAGUAACAACUCGUUUGACCCAUCAGAAGCUCCAGUUUGGUUCUCAAACUUGCCAUUACUCACCACUCUGAUUAUGGAAUAUGGGUCACUUGAAGGGGCUGUGCCACAAAAACUCUUCACCUUUCCACAGAUACAACAAGUGAAAUUGAAAAACAAUGCAUUUAAUGACACAUUGAACAUGGGUGAAAACAUCGGCCCACAACUGCAGCUAGUUGAUUUGCAAAACAACGAUAUUUCCUCAGUAACGGUGACUUCUGGCUACACAAAAAUAUUAAUAUUAAUAGGAAACCCAGUGUGUGCUGCUGAUCUAUCAAAUACAAACUUCUGCGAGCUUCAGCAACAACCUACAAAGCCCUAUUCUACCAGCCUGGCUAAUUGUGGAAGUACAUUAUGUCCUCCUGAUCAAGAGCUCAGCCCUCAGAGUUGUGAAUGUGCCUAUCCAUAUGCAGGAACAUUUUAUUUUAGAGGACCCAGAUUCAGGGAAUUGUCCAAUGCGAAUAUAUUUCAUUCAUUGGAAAUGAGCUUGUGGGUAAAACUAGGACUGACUCCUGGUUCAGUCUCUCUUCAAAACCCCUUUUUCAAUACUGAUGACUAUCUUCAAGUGCAGCUAGCACUCUUUCCAGCAAUUGGAAAAUAUUUUAAUAGGUCUGAAGUUCUGAGAAUUGGGUUCGACUUGAGUAAUCAAACAUACAAGCCACCUCCACAGUUUGGGCCCUAUUAUUUUAUUGCAUCUCCUUACGCUUUCCCAGCCACACAUGGAGCAACUAUUAGCUCUCCUGUAAUAGUUGGGAUUGCAAUUGGCUGUGCCAUUUUGGUUUUGGUCCUUGUUGGAGUAGGGAUAUAUGCUGUUCGGCAAAAGAAACGUGCAGAAAGAGCCAUUGGAUUAAGUAAACCAUUUGCUUCCUGGGCACCAAGUGGUAAUGAUAGUGGGGGUGCACCGCAGUUAAAGGGAGCAAGAUGGUUUUCUUAUGAUGAACUCAAAAAGUGCACCAAUAAUUUCAAUGCAAGCAAGGAGAUAGGUUCUGGAGGGUAUGGCAAGGUUUAUAGAGGGAUGCUUUCUGAUGGACAAGUUGUGGCUAUCAAAAGAGCUCAGCAUGGAUCAAUGCAGGGUGGACUUGAGUUCAAGACUGAAAUUGAGUUGCUUUCUCGAGUUCAUCACAAGAAUCUUGUUGGCCUAGUGGGUUUUUGUUUUGAACAAGGAGAACAGAUGUUGAUCUAUGAAUUUUUGCCUAAUGGAACACUUAGGGAGAGCUUGUCAGGAAAAUCUGGCAUUUAUCUCGAUUGGAAGAGAAGACUCCGCAUUGCUCUUGGCUCAGCCAGAGGACUAGCUUACCUACAUGAGCUUGCUAAUCCUCCUAUAAUCCACAGAGAUGUUAAGUCCACCAAUAUUCUGUUGGAUGAAAAUUUGACAGCAAAGGUUGCAGAUUUUGGCUUGUCCAAGCUGGUAUCGGACGGUUCAAAAGGGCAUGUUUCAACUCAAGUGAAAGGCACACUUGGUUAUUUGGAUCCUGAAUACUACAUGACUCAACAGUUAACUGAGAAGAGCGAUGUGUACAGUUUUGGAGUGGUUAUGCUUGAACUGGUAACAGCCAAGCAACCAAUUGAGAAGGGAAAGUACGUUGUCCGUGAGGUGCUGACAGCUAUGAAUAAGAACGAUGACGAGUACUAUGGCUUGAGGAACAUGAUUGAUUCAUCCAUUAGAAACAUAACAAAUCUUAUAGGGUUUGGGAGGUUCCUUGAGUUGGCCAUGCAAUGUGUUGAAGAUUCAGCUGCAGACCGUCCAACAAUGAGUGAAGUGGUAAAGGCACUUGAAACUAUUUUACAGAAUGAUGGGAUGGCCACAAACUCAACAUCUGCAUCCUCUUCUGCAACUGACUUUGUUGCAUCAAAAGGUGCUUCUAAGCAUCCUUACAAGGACUCUUUACCAAAAAGGGAUGUUACUGACAGUGAUGCCUUUGAUUACAGUGGUGGAUACACCCUCACUGCAAAAGUUGAACCCAAGUAGCAUAUACUCUCUAUGAUCUACAUUUGCUUAAUUUUUUGCUGUUUGUUUUUUGGAUUUUUAGGGAAAAUUAAUGUUUUGUAUAAAGAAAACUGUUACUUGUUCCAAUGAAUGAUGUGUCUAGAAUGUAGAAAAAUUUGUCAAGACAAAACUUACCACUUGAGAA